Caenorhabditis remanei is the source of this 2073-nucleotide messenger RNA. RefSeq lists its product as uncharacterized. The coding region runs from base 1 to 2073 and encodes 690 amino acids. Gene Ontology annotation, cellular component: membrane. Gene Ontology annotation, molecular function: protein binding. The record is from RefSeq and is a predicted model, not a curated record. Lineage: Eukaryota; Metazoa; Nematoda; Chromadorea; Rhabditida; Rhabditidae. Gene Ontology annotation, biological process: sodium-independent organic anion transport; transmembrane transport. The transcript is spliced from 12 exons.
AUGGAAAAGCACAAUGUGCAGGAUUUCGAAGAACCCGGCGAGAAUCUCAAACACAAAAUAGAAGAUGAAGACGAUGCUGACAAGUUAUUAUGCGGGUACGGAGCAUGUACACCUAGAUGGCUUCAGGGUUUUCAUAAUGCGAAAUGUCUACUGUUAGUUCUUGGAAUUUGUGCUUUUAUUCAGAGUUUUGUUGUCAAUGCCAUUUUUCCAGUUGGCUUAUCGACACUUGAGAGAAGAUUCAAAAUGACGAGUACCCACACUGGAAUCAUCUCCAGUUGGUAUGAUUUCGCUGUACUUCUUGUCGUUUUCCCAGUCUGUCAUUGGGGAAAUAAUGGACAUAAAGGACGUUGGAUUGGAUGGGGAGGUGUCAUAAUGGCACUUGGAUCACUUAUUUGUGCACUUCCUCAUUGGAUGGUUGAUAUCUAUCAUCCAGAUGGAAACAGUCUCGCUAACCAAACUGAUUUCGGUCAAUGUGUCAAUCGAGAUGACCCAGAAUGUGCUGGAAAACCACAUUCAUCAUGGUUUAAUCCUUAUUUCUGGAUGUUUAUUUUAGGUCAAACCCUCCAUGGAGUUGGAUCAACUCCACUUUUCUCCAUCGGAACAACCUAUAUGGACGAGAAUGUUUCUCAAAAAGCAUCUCCAGUUUAUCUUGCAAUCCAUGCUGUUCUCACUUCAUUUGGUCCAGUUAUUGGAGUGUUUGCUGGUGGUUUCCUUCUGAAUCUUUACGAUGAUUUUGAUAGAGUUGAUAGAAUUCCAAUGGAAAGAUCUGAUCCAAGAUGGGUUGGUGCUUGGUGGGUUGGAUUUAUCAUCUCUGCAAUUUCUGCUCUUCUAAUUGCUUUCCCAAUUCUUGGAUUUGCUCGUGAACUCCCAGAAGCAAAGAGACAUCGAGCAAAAGAUGUGAAUCAAUGUCAUAUUGCAAAUGGAGAUGUUAAUGCAAAAGCACCCAGAGAUUUGACGAAGUUGCCAGCUUGUGUUUGGAAAAUUCUGAGCAAUCCAACAUUCCUUGUCUGUAUCUUCGUGGGAAUAUUCGAGUCUAUCAUCAUCAACGGUUUCGCUGCGUUCAUGCCCAAGAUUUUGGAGACUCUUCUAUCCACGAAUCCAACAUUGGCCUCAUAUCUUUCAUCUGUUGUAAUUUUCGCUGCUGCAACUGGAGUAAUGGUCGGAGGAACAAUAAUUCGUCAAUUGAAACUUCAGGUCGGAGGGAUGCUCAAAAUGAUUAUAGUCUGUCAUUUCUUUGCACUUAUCUUCACAACUGGACUACUCAGUCAUUGUCCACAAAGAGAAUUCGUCGGAAUUAACUUGGGAUAUGAGGAUUUAACUAUCGAGAAAUCUCAUGACUUCAGUAUCGCUUCGAAAUGCAAUUCAGAUUGUCACUGUAAAAUGGAAUGGAAUCCAGUUUGUGAUCGGAACACAGGACAUAUGUACUAUUCGGCGUGCCAUGCUGGAUGCACAGCAAUGACAAAGAAUCAGGGAGCAACCGAAUGGUCUGGAUGUGGAUGUUUGACUUCGAACAACACGUUUCACAAUCUAAUUCAUGGAAUAAAAGAGCAUCCAGAAGUAUUGAAUCAAGGAUAUUGCCACCAAGACUGUGGAUACCGGGAGUAUAUUCUAAUGGUUACUCUUUUCGUCACCGUAGUUGCCAGUUUCGCUUCUGGAAUUCCAACUCAACAAAUCAUGCUUCGUGUCGUUCCAUUCGAUCAGAGAACCCUCGCACUUGGUGUCAAUUGGACCUUCGUUCGUUUAUUGGGAUUCAUUCCAGGAGGAAUUCUUUUCGGAGUUAUCAUUGAUACAGCUUGUUUGGAGUGGGGAGAAAGUUGUGGAAAAGCUACUUCAUGUCUAGUUUAUGAUCCUUUCAAACUCAGUUGGACUAUCACUGGACUCGCUAUUGUCUGUAAACUUCUUUCGAUUCUUGCAACCAUCAUUGGAUACAUGACGUAUCGUCCUUCCGAUCUUGAUAAUGCCGGUUCUAUCCAGACAGUUGACAGUCAUUGUCAUACAGCUCUUCAUCUUGUUGUUAACGACGAUCGUCUUCCUGAACAGGCCAUCAUUCAUGCAAGCUACGGUCACAUGUGA